This is a messenger RNA of Colletotrichum navitas, 899 nucleotides long. RefSeq lists its product as uncharacterized. Bases 145 to 621 code for a protein of 158 amino acids. NCBI's taxonomy places the organism in Eukaryota, Fungi, Ascomycota, Sordariomycetes, Glomerellales, Glomerellaceae. The transcript has a single exon. The record is from RefSeq and is a predicted model, not a curated record.
UCAUAGUCCGCUGGCAUUGGGUGCCCACCUGACGGGACCGGGACCGGGACAGAAGCCAUCUCUCACGUGUUCCGGCACACCGCCAGUCGCCAGGAGCGACCGAUCGUGGGCUGGGGCGUCCGAAGCCACGAUCAUCUUGGCCGUAUGCGCAUCCGAUGUCGUUCUGUGAGGGGGAGGGGCUCGGCUCGAGUCACGACAAGAGAGGCGGAUCUGUCCGUCUGCUUUUUUGUGAGUACACCCGCCACGGAUAAUAUCCAACCAACAACCCUCGAGGGGAGGCGGGUGAGGCGGGCGAGGCAGGGUUCAUGUCACUGCGAUACAUGCUCCGACUCGGAUGGUCGAAGGAAAGCAAAUGAGGCUCUCCAGCCUGGUCAAUGCAAACUCCUAGGAUACCACAAGGCGAUGCAUUGUGGACAAAAAGGAGACGCAAGGCGAGACGUCUGUCUGGCCUGGUUCGGAACCCGGGUCUCGAGGAGGGAGAGAGAGCCUACAGCGCAGUGGCUGCCGGACCUGGUAUCUUCCUGGCGAGACGAGCUGGUGACCAACUUGCCAUGCUUGGUAUUAAGUGCGGCGGGGAUACCGAUACAUGCAUUUGUCGUGGCCCACUUGCGUUGUUUAUGAGGGCACCUAAGUACAGGCCUGUCAGGGACCGAAGACGCCCUGAGUUGUCUUUCUCGGCUGACAGGGUGAUGCAGGUGUCAGCCACUGUCCGAGACCACGAGCGAGAGCGAGUGAACACAGUCGGUUACACCCAAUGCUUCCUUCCCGGCGAGGGACAAGAAAAUGUUUUUAUUUUAUCUUUAUUUUUAACACGUUUUCACCUGCCGAAAGUUCGGCUCACACAAUGUCGUCAGUUGCCAACGUUGGCCAACUCUUCUUCAUUUCCGCUUCCCAUCCAC